AUGACAAAAAAAUGGGGUACGAAAGAGAUUGAAAAUAAACAAAAGGAUAUAAAUGAGCAACUCCCUGAUGUCAUGGAUAACAAUGGUCUAAAUGUUAUUUUAGAUAAACUUGUCGACAUGUAUGAACGUGAAUAUGAAGCGGUAAUACUUUCUGAGGUAGUAAUAUCUGGCAAUAAUUCUCCGUGGGAAGAUGAAAAGGAAGGCUUACCGAGUUUAUUAAAGACUUCAAAAAAAUUGGAAUUGCGUGAUAAAGAUAUUUUAGAAGAUUCGGGUAAUAUCCUAUUAAUUUAUCAUAGCUGGCAACAACAACUUGCACCUCAAAUGGAUUUUGAUUAUUUUAUUGAAAAAAUUGAAAAGAAUUAUGUUGAGACAAAAAGAGGUGAAAAUUUUGCUAAUAAUGAUGAUAAUGGUGACAAUAACGACAAAAAUAAAGUUGAAAGAAAUAACGAUACUGGUAAUAAUAUAAACAUAGAAAAUUACAUAGAUGAUGAUGAUGGAGGUAUGGAUAAAAAAGAUGUUGAGAAUAAUAAUGGUAAAAAUAAAAAUAAAAUUAAAUAUCGAUAUACGAAUAAAAAUAAAGAAGAUAAUGGAGAUAAUAACGACAAAAAUAAAGUUGAAAGAAAUAACGAUAUUGGUAAUAAUAUGAACACAGAAAUUUACAUAGAUGAUGAUGGUAAAAGCAGCGAUGAGAAGAAUAAUAGUAAAGAAAGGAAUAAUUAUGAAGAAAUUGAUGAAGAGAUCGAUGAAGGCAUCGAUGAAGAAUAUAGAGAUAGUUUAUGGGAUAAUGCUUUUAUAUUGGCGAUAGUUGUUGCUAUUGAUGCUAAACCAAAUUCACAACCGAUAGGACAAAGUAUUAAAAAUUGGUAG
Molecule: messenger RNA, 867 nt
Organism: Entrophospora sp. SA101
Lineage: Eukaryota; Fungi; Glomeromycota; Glomeromycetes; Entrophosporales; Entrophosporaceae
Source: the annotation of a GenBank genome assembly